AUGGCACGAAGAUUGAAUUACUCAGAAGAUAAGGAGAAAGUGAAGGACUUCCUGACGACGUUUUACGUCGAUGAACCAGGCACAAAACAAAAGGUGUUUCCUUAUGCAAGCCAAAUUUCGGCGAUCGCGAAUCGCGACCAAGUGGUGUUGUACAUCGAAUUGGACCAUCUGUUGGACUUUGACCCGGAGUUGGUGGACAAAAUCGUUAGCAAUACGCGUCGAUAUGUCAGUCUUUUCAAAGAGGUGAUCGACGGUUUGAUCACCACCGUAUUAGACGGCAAAAAGCCACCUGUUAAAGACGCAUUUGACGCCAUCAUAUAUCAGCGGCUGAUCGCCGAUGAACAGGCUCAGCGUAAUCGCACGGAAGAAAAUGUCGACGCGAAAGGUGCCUAUCCUCCGGAACUGCUUCGGAGAUACGAAGUAUACUUUAAAGCACCGCACACACUGAAGGCACUUUCGGUUCGACAGGUGAAAUCGGAACAUAUUGGCAAGUUGACUGUGAUAAAAGGAGUUUUGACCAGGGCGACGGGCGUUAAGCCAAUGGCCUCGGUUAUCAGUUAUACAUGCGACACCUGUGCUUCCGAAAUCUAUCAGCCGAUCGACGGCGACACGUUCAAACUUGCCACCGAAUGUCCUAGCCGUCAGUGCAGUGAUAAUCGAGCCGGGGGUCGUUUGCACAUGCAAGUGCGCGGGUCGAAGUUCCUGAAAUUUCAAGAACUGGUUAUCCAAGAACAGAACGACCAAAUGCCUGUCGGAGGCGUGCCUCGUAGCCUCAUCGUUUAUGUGACGGGCGAAAACACGCGGCUGACCAGUCCUGGAGACCACGUGCAAAUAACAGGCGUGUUUCUGCCACAAGUAAAAACUGGAUUUCGUCAGAUUAUGGCCGGUCUUGUGAGCGAUUCAUUCUUCGAAGCCCAUCACGUCAUGAGCCUUUCGAAAAGCGAUGAUGAGUUCGACGAAUCAGAGAAAUUGACCGAGGAGGAACUCAGUAUCAUUGCUGAAGAAGACUUUUACGAAAAGUUGGCGUUCAGCGUUGCCCCUGAGAUCUACGGCCACAUUGAUGUAAAGAAGGCGCUGCUCUUGAUGCUCGUUGGAGGUGUUGAACGAAAUCCACGGGGAAUGAAAAUUCGAGGUUCAAUCAAUAUUUGCCUCAUGGGCGACCCAGGAGUUGCGAAGAGUCAGUUGUUGAGCUUUGUUUGUCGCUUGGCUCGUCGCAGUCAGUAUACCACCGGUCGUGGCAGCUCUGGGGUAGGCCUUACGGCAGCCGUCACGCGGGAUCCGAUCACCAACGAAUUCACCCUUGAAGGUGGCGCCCUGGUGUUAGCCGAUCAAGGUAUAUGCUGCAUUGACGAGUUCGACAAGAUGAUUGAAAGCGACCGAACGUCCAUACACGAAGUGAUGGAGCAGCAAACGAUAUCGAUCGCCAAAGCUGGUAUCAUGACGACUCUAAACGCGCGGACCUCCAUCCUAGCUGCUGCCAAUCCCGUUUACGGGCGUUACAACCCAAACAAGUCGCUCGAACAAAACAUACAACUUCCGGCUGCUCUGCUCUCUCGCUUCGACCUUCUGUGGCUGAUUCGUGAUCGUCCAAAUAUGGAAAAUGACCUCAAAUUGGCGCAACACAUCGUUUAUGUACACGCGCAUUCUAAAGAACCGCCAAGUAAGUUCAAGCCGAUGAACAUGCUGCUGGUACGCAAGUACAUCGCGUUGUGCAAACGCACGCAGCCCGUCCUGCCUGAGCACUUGACCGACUACAUCGUAAAUACAUACGUCGAGUUGCGUAAGGACGCUCGCAACAAUAAGGAUACUACGUUUACUUCACCGAGGACGUUGCUGGCCAUCUUGCGGUUGAGUACCGCUUUGGCACGCUUGCGGCUGUCAUCAGAAGUAGAGGAACCGGAUGUCGUUGAAGCAUGUCGCCUAAUGGAAAUGUCAAAGGACUCUUUACGCGCCGAAAAAGACCAACGCAGCCGUGCUCAGAAGCCAAUCGAUCAGAUGUUUUCGUAUCUGCGAGAAAUGUUACCUCUGACAAACGACGAAGGCGAAGAUGAAGACCAGCGUUUGGAGAUCGCUAUGCAGGAUGCGGUGAAAAAGUGUCUCAGCAAAGGUCUGGAGUUGCAAGUGCUCGAAGACUGCCUGAAUACCUAUGAAGAUCAGGGCGUUCUGAUGAUCAAUAAAGACCGGACGAAAAUAAUAUUUACGAUUGGUUCAUUUUAG
This is a messenger RNA of Soboliphyme baturini, 2217 nucleotides long. The record is from the annotation of a GenBank genome assembly. Lineage: Eukaryota; Metazoa; Nematoda; Enoplea; Dioctophymatida; Soboliphymatidae.